Molecule: messenger RNA, 6177 nt
Organism: Drosophila hydei
Lineage: Eukaryota; Metazoa; Arthropoda; Insecta; Diptera; Drosophilidae
Gene: PDZ-GEF
Product: rap guanine nucleotide exchange factor 2
Exons: 8
Coding region: 372-5099 (1575 amino acids)
Biological process (GO): Ras protein signal transduction; positive regulation of GTPase activity
Cellular component (GO): apical plasma membrane; plasma membrane
Molecular function (GO): guanyl-nucleotide exchange factor activity; protein binding
Source: RefSeq, a predicted model, not a curated record
UGUAAAUCAUUUUAAAACCAGAAACUGAAUUUUGUUAAAAUAAACGUAGUAGCUUUUCUACUUGAAAAACUAUGCGCGUGUGCCCGUGUACGUGUGCGUGUGUGUGAGUGAAAUUCCAACAAUGCGCAGGGAGCGAGCUGGCUGAAAUUUCUUUAUGCAAAGCGUACGCAACAAAAAAGAAGCCACCGAUAAAGCAGCACAGCCAGGGAAAAAAUUAUCUGUGCGUGUGUUUGUGUGUAUGUGUCGGCAGCUAUAAAAAACUUAAUCGCAAAGUCUAAAGUUCAGCAGACAUAUCAUCCAACUGAUUGGCAUGCCGUAGCUGCAGUAGCCGAAGCCGAAGCAGCAGCAGCAGCAGCAUUAGCAGCCCCUUAAUGGAUCCAUAUCAUCAUAUCAGACAUCAUUAUCCACCCACUAGCACAGCCAGCUCAACGGUUGUUGGCAGCGGCACCACCGGCUCAAUCAAUCGACCAGAAUUGCAUCAAAAAUGCAAUCGUGGCUCGCAUUCAAGUGACACAAGUUCAGCGUACAGCGGCAGCGAUACAAUGGCCUCUGUCUAUGGAUCAUCGUUGGAGGCCGAGGAGAUUGAUCUCUCCGGCCUCGUUGAGUCUGUGGUGGACUCCGAUGAGGAAGAUCUUGCCGAAAGCAUGGAUAGCCUUAAUGUCCGAGAUGCCGUACGUGAUUGUCUAGAGAAGGAUCCAUCGGAGCGCAGCGAGGACGAUGUGGAAAUACUGCUGGAGUUCACGCAGGGCCUUAAGGCAUUCACAAAUAUAACGCUAGCGGUGCGACGCGCCCUCUGCUCCGUGAUGGUGUUCGCCGUGGUGGACAAGGCCGGCACAGUGGUCAUGUCUGACGGCGAGGAGCUUGACUCCUGGUCGGUGCUAAUCAAUGGCGCCGUCGAAAUCGAGCAUGCGAACGGCACACGCGAGGAACUGCAAAUGGGCGAUUCGUUUGGCAUUCUGCCCACCAUGGACAAGUUGUACCAUCGCGGCGUGAUGCGCACCAAAUGCGACGAUUGUCAAUUUGUGUGCAUUACGCAAACCGAUUACUAUCGCAUACAGCAUCAGGGCGAGGAGAAUACGCGUCGGCAUGAGGAUGAACAGGGACGCAUUGUAAUGGUCACCGAAUUGCGAUCGAUUGGAGGCAGCGGUGCAGAGAGCGCCACUACAACGGGCAGUGGCUCUGCGGCUACAGCAAAUUUGAAUACAAAACGUGGCCAUGUGGUCAUAAGAGGCACACCCGAGCGGCUGUUGCAGCAGCUUGUCGAGGAGAACUCGAUGACAGAUCCAACGUAUGUGGAAGACUUUCUGCUAACGCAUCGCAUAUUCAUACAUAAUCCACAAGAGGUGACUCAAAAGCUGUUGCAUUGGUUCGAUCUAGAGCAGCUGGACACGCACAAAACGCAAGAGUUACGAGACCGUGUCACGCGUGUCGUGCUGCUGUGGGUGAAUAACCAUUUUACAGACUUCGAGGCUGACCACGAGAUGAUGGAGUUCCUGGAGAUCUUUGAGGCUGGCCUGGAAAGUAAAAAGCUGCUAAGUCAGCUGCGCCUACUGCACAUCGCGUGUGCCGCCAAAGCACGCAUGCGCAGCUGCAUUUUAACGCGUUCCUCACGCGACGAACCACUAAAUUUCCAAAUUAUCGGCGGCUAUGAGCUGCGCGGUGUUGCCGCAGCAACGGGCAAUGCCUCGGUUGGCAUUUACAUAUCGCACGUGGAGCCAGGAUCAAAGGCUCAGGAUGUGGGCCUAAAGCGUGGCGAUCAAAUACAUGAAGUUAAUGGCCAAUCGCUGGAUCAUGUGACCAGCAAGCGUGCACUGGAGCUGCUAACGGGCACCACGCAUUUGAGCAUUCAGGUGAAAAGCAAUUUGCUGGGCUUCAAGGAGAUUAUGCAAGCACUGGAGCAUGGCAGCGGCAGCAACUCGGCGGGCGGCGGCGGCAUCAGCAGCAGCGGCAAUGGCAGCUUCAAGAGCUUGCGCAGUCCGCGUCGCAUUUGCGCCAAUGAUAUUGCCAAACUGCAUGGACGCAGCGACAGCACCACCGAAGAGCUAACAAAUCGUGCGCAUAUGGUGCGAUUGAGUUCCGUAGACAUGUUGCUCGAUCAGCCAGACUGUGCGCCGCCUCAAACGCCGCCAGUGAGCGCCGGCAGCGGCAACAUGGCUGCCAAUUUUAUGCAACAGUUGCUGCAAAGCGUCAACUCGAAUUCGGCUAAGAAGUGCAGCGCAGAGGAUAGCAAACCAGGAGGCUUUAUGACGCUGGCGCCGAAGCGCCGACUCCAGAAAGCCUUGGCCAAAAUGAAUCUACUCAAGCAGCAGCAGCAACAGCCGCACGUGGGCAGCCUCAAUGAUAGCUCCGAUACGCUGCUCAAUGAGCCGCAAUCGAAGGCAAAGCUAUCGGCUGCCAGUUCUGGCAGCAGCAGCUGCAAUUCCACGAAUGGCGGCUGCACUGCCACCACUGCCGGACGUCUGUAUCAAUCGCAAUCGAAUCCGGAUCUAAGCAGUCUCAACUAUGACAACAACAUUGAGUCGUGUGCCACGCUGCAAGUCAACUACUUGCAGGCUCAUAUACAUCGUCCCUCCGCCGCCAGCACACUGACGAGCAGCUCCAUGCUGCCGCCUGACUAUCCGGAGCAUGUGCUCAAAGUCUAUAAGUCGGAUCAGACAUGCAAGUACGUGCUCAUCUAUAAGGAGACGACGGCUCAUGAGGUGGUCAUGCUGACGCUGCAAGAAUUCGGCAUACACGAUCCCAGCUCCAAUUUCUCGCUGUGUGAGGUGAGCGUCGGCGAGGGCGGCAUGGUGAAGCAGCGUCGUUUGCCCGACCAGCUGCAAAAUCUGGCGGAGCGCAUCAGCUUUGCGGCACGCUAUUAUCUCAAGCUCAAUGACAGCACUGAGCCGCUCGUGCCGGACGAACUGGCCUUGGAGCUGGUGCGUGAGUCGGGCGUAUAUUUUCUACAACUAAAUGCCUACGAGCUGGCCAUACAGCUAACAUUGCAGGAUUUCGCGAACUUCCGGCAAAUCGAGUCUACGGAAUAUAUCGAUGAGCUGUUCGAACUGCAAUCCAAAUAUGGUGUGCCCAUGCUCAGUAAGUUCUCGGAGCUGGUCAAUCGCGAAAUGUUCUGGGUAGUCAGCGAAAUCUGCGCCGAGCACAAUAUCGUGCGCCGCAUGAAGAUCGUCAAGCAGUUCAUCAAGAUUGCGCGUCACUGCAAGGAGUGCCGCAAUUUCAACUCCAUGUUUGCCAUCAUAUCUGGGCUGGGCCAUGGCGCUGUGUCGCGCCUGCGCUUGACCUGGGAAAAGUUGCCCUCGAAGUAUCAGCGUUUGUUUAAUGAUCUACAGGAUCUGAUGGAUCCGUCGCGCAAUAUGUCCAAGUACAGGCAGCUUGUAUCGGCUGAGCUGCUCGCUCAGCAUCCCAUCAUACCAUUCUAUCCGAUUGUGAAAAAGGAUUUGACAUUCAUACAUCUGGGCAAUGACACCCGUGUGGAUGGUCUGAUUAACUUUGAGAAACUGCGCAUGCUUUCGAAGGAGGUGCGCCUGUUGACGCACAUGUGCAGUUCGCCGUACGACUUGCUGGCCAUAUUGGAGCUGAAGGGGCAGACGCCCUCCAAUGCGCUCUUCUCGCUCAAUCAAAUGUCUGCCUCGCAGAGCAAUGCAGCUGCCGGCACGGUGAUCGCUGCCAAUGCCGGCCAGGCUACGAUCAAGCGACGCAAGAAGUCAACCGCAGCACCGAAUCCCAAAAAAAUGUUCGAAGAGGCGCAAAUGGUGCGUCGAGUCAAAGCCUAUUUGAAUAGUCUCAAAAUACUGAGCGAUGAAGAUUUGCUGCACAAGCUUUCGCUGGAGUGUGAGCCGCCGCACGGCUCCACCUAUUCGGGCAGCAUAUCACAUGGCAACAGCUCGCAUCGCAGCGCAGGCAGCGGCAGCAUCAACGCCGGCAACACUGGCACCGGCAGCAUCAACGCCGGCGGUGAUCAGCUCAGCAUCUACUCGCACACCAGCUCCAGUUCGGCGCCAAAUUCAUCGCUGUCGCUGCGCAAGCGACAUCCCAGCUCGCCCACGCUCUCUACCACCAGCUCGACGAGCUCCACCAGCGAUCAUCAGCGUCGCCAGCAGCUGCACAACAAUGGACCCAAGUUUGGCACCGCCUCGCCGCAGGCAGUCAAGAAAAUGCUCUCGCUGUCAGAGUCCUCCAAAAUACGACCACAUCAGCCGUUCGUGCCGAGGCAUAACUCAGCGUUGCCUGGCGUCAUUCCGCCGCUGCAUCAUUUACAUGCCGCACAUGGCUUUAGCACGCCGGCCGGCUCGGGAGGCAGCGUUGUGGCAGCUGCUGCUGUUCCGGCGGGCGUGGCCAAUGCACAAUGUACGCCCAGUCCCAGUCCGUGUGCACACCGACGUUUGGCAUCUGGAGGCAACAUAAUGCCCACACGUGCGAUACACGAGCGUUCCCAUUCGGACACGCCCGCCCCACCACCGCCGUUGCCUUCGGUGGAUCUAUCGCUGGAGAGCAGCAGUGUGACGACAUUUCGUGAUUUACCGCUGCGCAAGUCCGUGACUUCCGGUUCAGUAUCAUCGUGUGACAGCGGCCAUGGCUCCUACGCCCAACAGCAGCAGCAGCCGCACCAUCAACAACACCACUUGGCAUACCAACAGCAACAACAGCAACAGCAACACAAUGAACCAUCGCCGCCCGUUUAUACGGCUGCCGAUUGCCGCCUACUGCAGCAAAUUUCUAACAAUGCCGUCACACGGAAUUUGAACAGUCCCUGUCAGAGCACGAGCACUCCACCUAGCACACCUACACCACCACCACCGACACUACAACAACAACAACAACAGCUACCCCAAUUGCAACCACAAUCAGUAUCCAUACAGCCACCACAGCUUCCUGCACCGCCAGCGCCCUAUAUACAUAUGCGCAGCCACCAGCAACUGCAGCAAAUCCAACAGCAAUUGGCCAUGCCACCACCACCACCGCCGGUCUACACCAGCAGCCUGUACAAUCAUCAUCAUAGCACUGCGACUAGCAGACACCUAAACCACAUGCAUGGUGGACCGCCAAAUUUUAUGGAUAGCACCAAGUGCACCAUAUGUCCCAUGCCACCAAUGAAUCAAUAAAUCAAACUGUGCUGUUUUAACUACUAAAUGUUAAUUUAAUUAGUUCAUAUAUAUAUGCCAAAAUUUGUUAAAUGGUUGUGGUUUCCAUGUCACCAGCAACAAAAACACAUACAUACGUACAUACAUACAUACAUCAUAUGCACAUAUACAUACAUACAAAUAUGGCUCAACCGUGGACGAGCUGUUGCCCCAACAAACAGAAGGGUGCGCACACACACACAUUUACAUGUGCGUAUCUCACUUAUCAUGAACACACUUUUUCUAUCCCGUUAAUGUUCGAUAUCCCAUUGUCACGUAUUCUUAAAUUAAGCGCCUAAAGUUUAGUUAUGCUCUAUAUGUUUUAAGUGGCUUACGAUUAAUUUUAAUUUAGCACAAUUCUUUGUAAACAUUUUCCUCAAAAACAAAAAACAAAAAGGAAUUCGAAUAGGAAUCAUCCACAAAGUUGUUGCCUUCUCGCAUGCAUCAAAAGAAACGUCUGCAGGCAGACCAAUCCAGCAGACCUAAUCAAAAACAAAAACAAAACAUUUGCAAUCAAAAACUCUUUCGAAGACUUUCAGUCGGCAUUUAAAAACAAAGCAAAAAGAAACACAAUUUUUUGCCCAGCACAACAAUAAUUAUAAUAAUAAUGAAAAGGGGACGAGGCCGACUCAAUCUAUUGUAUUCCAUUUAUGUAUACCUUAGCUCAUACAUAUAUAUAUAUACAUACAAGUUAGUUUUAUCUAUACAUACACAUACGUAUACAUAUGCAAAAAUAAUGAUAAAAGAAAAAACCUUCGCUCCGAUUCCAAAUAUUUAGUUUGUAAGCCGAUAGAUUUUUUCGAAUAUUUUUCAAGCGUGGUAUUUACUAUAAUUUACUUAAAGUGUAAAAAACAAAUCCCAAGAACAAGAAAAGACAAACAAGAGAAGACAAGAUAAAUGAAAGUACAAGCAAAUCGAAACCAACCAGAAACAAGAACAAGAAAACUAAAACCUGAGACUUGAAAAAUCAACAAAUAUAAUAAUAAUAAUAAUAUUAACAAUUUUUUGUAAACAUAUUUCUCUCACACGUUAAGGACUCCAAUAUUUUUCCAUGUGUGUA